UUAAGAUAAUGACGCUGUCAACAGGACUGCUUCCUUAGAAACGAGACACUUUAUAGCUGAUCAGCUGAUUUGUCUUUCGUUUUCCACUCCACCCAAAUAAGAAAAGAAACCGAUCGGAACUGCAGAGUUCUCAGUAUAUAAGUCAAGCAGGAUCUCUUCGUGCAUCACAGACUAAACUUUCAUCCAUCAUGGUCACAUCAAGCCAACUAUCGUCAACUUUUGCAGCAAUGCUGAUGAAGAUUCGCAGCAUCGUUUCGAACUUGUUGACAUCUGUCUUGAUGCUUGUAUCUGGAUCACGGGCGAAGCAAACACUUGUUACUACCGGGACAAGUCCUCCCAAAACUCACUCCAAGGAGGAAAAGAAGAUAUCUGAUUCUCAGCUGACCACUCCAAGUAGUGUAAACUACCAUUUCACCCGGCAAUGCAAUUACAAAUGCGGCUUUUGCUUCCACACCGCAAAGACCUCGUUCGUCUUGCCUAUUGACGAGGCGAAGAAAGGCUUGCGACUUCUGAAAGAAGCAGGGAUGGAAAAGAUCAAUUUCUCAGGUGGAGAGCCAUUCGUGCACCAGAGGGGAGAUUUCCUGGGACUGCUGGUGAAAUACUGCAAAGAGGACUUGAAACUGCCGAGCGUCAGUAUUGUUAGUAAUGGCAGUUUGAUAAAGGAAACCUGGUUUCAGAAAUACGGUGACUAUUUGGACAUACUGGCUAUUUCUUGUGAUAGCUUCGAUGAAGAAACCAAUAAAGCCAUAGGUCGAAGUCAGGGAAGGAAAAGUCAUUUGGACAACCUACAUAAAGUACGUAACUGGUGCCGGGAGUAUAAGGUGGCCUUCAAGAUCAACUCAGUUGUCAACACAUUCAAUGUAGAGGAGGACAUGAGUGAACGCAUCAGUGUUCUAAACCCAGUGCGCUGGAAGGUCUUCCAGUGUCUGCUAAUUGAAGGGGAAAAUGCAGGGGAGAACAGCCUCCGUGAAGCAGAGAAAUUUGUCAUCAGCGAUCAGCAAUUCCAAGACUUUCUGGACCGCCACAAGAGCAUUAAAUGUCUGGUUCCAGAGUCUAAUCAAAAGAUGAAAGACUCCUACCUGAUUCUCGAUGAAUAUAUGCGUUUCCUGGAUUGUCGAGAGGGGAGAAAAGAUCCCUCAAAAUCCAUUCUGGAUGUUGGUGUGGAAGAGGCCAUAAAGUUUAGUGGUUUUGAUGAGAAAAUGUUCCGCAUAAGAGGAGGAAAAUAUGUAUGGAGCAAAGCAGAAAUGAAACUGGAUUGGUGACCCUUUCCUAUAAAAUACAAGAUUUCCUCCUUGUGAAUAUGAAUAUUUCUUUAAUGUGAUUUGUUAAAAAUAAACUUCAUAUUCAUGGUUUCAUAAAGAACCUUUAACAACUGAAGAAACUUUUUGUUUCACAAAAGGAUCUUUGUUGAUGAAAAAAGUUUCUUCAGAUUAUAAAAAGAUAGAAAAGAGAUGGUUCUUUAUAGAACCUUUGACUGAAGGUUUCUUUGUGGAACCGAAAAUGGUUCUUCUAUGACAUCGCUGUGAAGAACCAUUUAAGCACCUUUAUUUUUAAGAGUGUAUGGUGAUUAACUGUUGCAUGAACAUUGCAUUCAAUUUUUCAAACUCUCAUGUACAUAGGCUGCUGCAUUAAAAUAUAAAAAUUGAUAGUAUGUAUAUAUAAUCUAUUAAUUUAAGGCGUAUUCUUUUGUAAUAUACAAUCAAGAAUAUUUUUAUAUUUGUUUAAACUGUAUUUUCCAAUGUAUGCAAUUCAUUACGUUGCUCAGCUUUAUGUUAUGCUUUUUUGAUGUGCACUUUAUUUUUAGAAUUGUUAAUUCAAUUAUGAAAAAAUGGCAUAAGCCACAACAUUGUAGUACAUUUGUUUGUACUUUGUCAUUGGAAGAAGCAUUAAGAUAAGUAAGAAGAAUUUAUGUAUUAUUACUUUAAUAAAUGUAAUUAAAUCUAAUUUGAAA
Molecule: messenger RNA, 1951 nt
Organism: Triplophysa dalaica
Lineage: Eukaryota; Metazoa; Chordata; Actinopteri; Cypriniformes; Nemacheilidae
Gene: rsad2
Product: radical S-adenosyl methionine domain containing 2
Exons: 6
Coding region: 189-1262 (357 amino acids)
Biological process (GO): positive regulation of immune response; defense response to virus
Cellular component (GO): mitochondrion; endoplasmic reticulum membrane; lipid droplet
Molecular function (GO): 4 iron, 4 sulfur cluster binding; catalytic activity
Source: RefSeq, a predicted model, not a curated record